CCCCAAUAUAUAAAUGUUAAGGCAAAAAAAUCGCAACCUUUAGGCAAAUUUUCUUUUUUUUUCAGUAAAUCAGAUUCUAGAAAAAAAAAAAGGAAAAAAGAAAACCCACCCAAAACCCCCAAAUCAGCAAAUGACUCACUUCCAACAAAUGAAGACAAAAGCUAAACAAAAGAACUACUCCUCUUCCCACACUUCCUUCCCCCCUUUUCCCUACUUCCACUCCCAACAAAUAGAUACAGCCGCACUUUAAGACGGCCGUAUUUUUCCCCCUUUUCUACUUCAUUUUUUUUUACCCCUUUCCCCGGCCGGCCGGCCUUAUUGGCUGUGCCUUAUUUCUUUCUUCUUCUCUUCAUCUCACUUUUUCCCAAAAACUGCUACUUUCUCAUUUUCCCUAUUAUUCCCCCCAUUUUCCCUAUUGGUUCAUCUCAGAUUAACUAUUUAUUUAUAGUCCUCUUCCCCCCUUUUUUGCUGAUUUUGCUUCCCCUGUUUCAUAAACCCAUUUCUAUUUAAUCACUGUCUAGUGUAUCCAACAAGCGGGGCUUUUUUUCUUUUCAUGGCGAAAACAUCAAAGAAAAAUCACCAGAAUAGAACUAGUUCCAGCACCACCACUACCGCCACCAGCAUUGACGACAGCAACAGUAGUGUUAGCAGCAAAAAUACGACGUCGACGACGGCGACGAAUCCCGUCGUCACUAAACCCACCAGAACUAAGCGAACCCGGAAAAGCGUUCCCCGUGAUUCUCCCCAGCAACGGAGUUCCAUUUACCGCGGCGUCACGAGACACCGGUGGACUGGUAGAUAUGAAGCUCAUUUAUGGGAUAAGAAUUGCUGGAAUGAGUCACAGAACAAGAAAGGAAGACAAGUGUAUCUUGGGGCGUAUGAUGAUGAAGAAGCAGCUGCACAUGCAUAUGACUUGGCUGCAUUGAAGUAUUGGGGACAAGACACCAUUCUCAAUUUUCCUCUAUCAACUUACGAAAAUGAGCUCAAGGAAAUGGAAAGCCAAUCGAAAGAAGAGUAUGUUGGAUCCCUGCGGAGAAAAAGCAGCGGGUUUUCUAGAGGAGUCUCCAAGUAUAGAGGUGUCGCGAGACACCAUCAUAAUGGAAGGUGGGAGGCUCGAAUUGGAAGAGUUUUUGGCAACAAGUAUCUCUACCUUGGAACAUAUGCUACACAAGAAGAAGCAGCAACUGCGUAUGACAUGGCAGCUAUAGAGUACAGGGGACUUAACGCCGUUACCAACUUCGACCUAAGCCGUUACAUCAAGUGGCUUAGACCUGACCAAACUGGUGACGGUUCGAGUAAAGGAUUUGUCCAUUCCCCUAAGCAGGAAAAGGCUGACCUUAACAAUGCUGAAGUCAAUGAUCCCAGUCCAGAAAUUGAGAUAAAGUUCCUUCAACAACCACAGCAUAGCUCUAGCUCGGCCGAAACCACCAGCACCACCACCUCAGUCGAGCCGCCACCACAAUCGGAUGGCGACCCCACUGCAUCAUCAGCAUUAGGGCUUCUCUUGCAAUCAUCAAAGUUCAAGGAAAUGCUAGAACAGACAUCAGCCGUGGACAGCCCAUCAUCUCCACCAGAGCGGUCGGAACUACCACGUAGGAGCUUCCCGGAUGAUAUUCAGACUUUCUUUGAUUGCCAGGACGCUGGCAACUUUCCUGAGGAGCAUGACAAUAUUUUUGGUGAUUAUAAUUCGUUUGCAUCGACUAUAUUUCCCUGUGAGCUUGAUACUUAGUUGAAGAAGGGAAAAUCCAGCUCUGCAAGCAAUGUGCAUGGGUGAACAUAGAAAAAUUUUAUACAUAAAAUUUUCUCCAAAAAAAAAAAAAAAAGGAAUAUUCUAGGUUUGAGCUUUUAACAAUCUGGAGUACAAGAAGAUCAGAGUUUUCUCUUUUGUUCCUAUUUUGGGGGGUAAUUUAAUUUUUGGUUGGUGUGUAUGCUUUAGUAUUAAUGUAGAUAUAGAUUGGUCCGUAGUCAUUCUUUCACCAGUAAGUUCUCAUAGAACCUUUGUCCCGAAUGAAAGGCAGCUAUAAUAUUUCCCCCCUACAUAUGUCUAUUUCUUUUAUUCUUCUUCUCUUAUAAAGCGUGAAGGCCAUAUUCUACGGUCACACUUCGUUCGUUGUCGUGGCUAAUAGUGAUCAAAGUCACAUUUUACAUUGAGCAUAAAUAUGUAUGACAAUAACACGCGACUGAGACUAAGUACUGACAUUAUGUUAAGAUCGAGUAUAUGAACUAUGAACUGUUACCGUCCAAUGUCAAAACCAUUUUGCAUUUCGAUGUUACGAUUUGCCAAAUGUGGCGUUUUUUACGUGUAUGACUGGUUCGAUC
Messenger RNA from Oldenlandia corymbosa var. corymbosa, 2319 nucleotides. NCBI's taxonomy places the organism in Eukaryota, Viridiplantae, Streptophyta, Magnoliopsida, Gentianales, Rubiaceae. The record is from the annotation of a GenBank genome assembly.